Molecule: messenger RNA, 1863 nt
Organism: Microsporum canis CBS 113480
Lineage: Eukaryota; Fungi; Ascomycota; Eurotiomycetes; Onygenales; Arthrodermataceae
Product: LON peptidase N-terminal domain and RING finger protein 3
Exons: 2
Coding region: 1-1863 (620 amino acids)
Source: RefSeq, a predicted model, not a curated record
AUGUGCUCUCUGGAUGCCAAACAGUAUGUUCCGGAGCACUGUUUAGCAGAUUGCAACCUGGAUAUCACCCUCGGCAAUGUGGUAGAUAUACUGGACAGAUGUGUAAAUACCUGCCUCUCUAAAGGAUUACCUGAUCGAGAUAUUCCCGUUGGACUUCAUAUAUUUACCUCAGGAACCAGUUUGGAGGAACAAAGCCCGGAAUUUCAGGUACAUGGUGGCCGCUUAAUAGGGACUUACUCCCUCGCGACCAAAGGCCAUGUCCCCAUUACUUCCAACAUUACAUAUACAUUCGACGAGCAAGACAGGGAAAGCUUGAAUAACCUGGAUGAGGAGGUCCUAGAGGAGAUAAAGUUGAGUGUGCUCAAAGAGCUAGACUGUCAGAUCUGCUAUUCCCUUAUGGUUGACCCGUACACCACCGUCUGUGGCCAUACAUUUUGCAGGCUGUGCGUUACUCGAAUGCUUGAUAAUUCAAGCCUCUGUCCGGUAUGCCGGAGGAAGUUACCAAUGAUAUUGCCUACCGACCCUGGAAACAAAGUCUUGGACACCCUUACCUCUAUGCUUUUCCCUGACCGGGUUACUUUGCGUCUAGAGGGCAUAAGGAGCGAAGAACAUGUGCCUUCCAGUACCAGCGAAUUACCCCUAUUUGUGUGCACGGUUUCCUUUCCAUCUAUGCCGACCUACUUACACGUUUUCGAGCCGCGGUAUCGGCGUAUGAUUCUGCGAGUGGUUGAGAAUGGCGGUCGGCGAUUUGGCUCGGUCAUGUUCAACCGAAAUGGCGAGUUAGGAGGACAAAUUGAGAACUGCGUAUAUGCACAGUAUGGUACUUUGCUCGAAAUUGAUCGGCUGGAGUCCCUGCCUGGAGGUAGGACUCUGAUACGUGCUACAGGCCGGUAUAGAUUCCGCAUUCUUUCUGGUAGCGAGUAUGAUGGCUGUAAGGUUGGGAGCGUACAGCGUCUAGACGACAUUCGCAUACCAGAUGAAGAGAUGAUAGAAGCUGAAGAGAUCUCAGCUUCUAAGGAGGAUGGCGAUGUAAGCUAUCUGAAUACUUUAUCCACGCAAAAAUUGUUCCAGAUUGGCACCAAAUUUGUGACAAAUUGCCGAUCUAACAAUGCCUCCUGGCUCAACGAGAGGAUGAUCUCAGCAUAUGGUGAACCGCCAACGGAUCCUGCCAUUUUCCCUUACUGGCUUGCAAGUGUGCUACCAAUACCUUCAGAGGAGAAAUAUAAAUUGCUUUCAGUCACGACAGUUCGCGGCAGACUAAAAAUAUGCGCAAAAUGGGCGGAGCAAAUAGAGAAAGAUGAUAAACAGCUGCUACGAAAGGGUACUAGAACAGGUUCUCACAUCUCCGCACUUCUACCAUUUCUAUUCAUGUUUUGCAUCUGGUUUCUGCCAGCUUUCAUCUCGGCUAUUUUGAACUUCGCCAAUAUCUCAUCGCCCAACUCAUCCACCACCAACUCUUCUCCGUUCAGCGUAUCGUUCUCUGUUUUCCCUCUUGGGUUCUCACUCACAUAUUCAUCAUCCAGCUCGUUCUCACCUCCUCUUAAUACAGAUGAAAACCGCGCGUCGAAUGGUUUCGUUUAUCCCAGUUUCAAUAUAUCGCAAUAUUUUUCAAAAAAUUUACUAUUUGGGGGUGUUAUAGUUGUUUGCGUGGCAAGAGUUUUACGCCGAUUUAUUGAGGUAAUUCACCAGCACCAGCGUACUGCCAUGCCGGUGAGUAAUAACACCGCUACCACUCCCGCGGCUGGCGAGAGUGGCAACAGUUCCAAUAUAGGUACAGAGCACAACUAUACAGAGGGAGAAACGAGAGAUGACAGCUCUGCAACAUCUAUGGACGACACAAGUUCUAUUGAACUAGAUGGGUAG